CUAUUCUGAAUAAAUGAUAAUUCCAAUAACGCAAUUUUUAGCGAGUUUGAGUCAUUAUUUUCUAACGGUAUUACUGUGACUCACGAAAUCUGCAAACUCACUCUACCAAGUUUCUUAAAAAAGUUCAGCAUCAGCUAUUUAUCAGUUUGUAGGCAGUAUUUCUGGCUUAUUCAUCUACGUGCCAUUAUCAUUUGCAGUUUUUAAUUUGCAGUUGCUUAUUCGAGAAUAAAAGAAUCUAAAACUGUCAACAUGACGAUUAGCAAAAACAAUAAAAUGAUGUCUCAUUUGAACCGCAAGAUGAAGGUGGUAUUAUUGGAUUCUAGGACCUUCGUUGGAUACUUUAAAGCUUUCGACAAACAUAUGAAUAUUCUUCUGUGCGAUUGUGAAGAACUGCGUCGGAUCAAACCAAAACCGGGCAAAAAGAUUGCUGAGGGAGAAGAGAAACGGACGCUGGGUCUUGUAUUGUUGCGUGGUGAACACAUAGUUUCAAUGACUGUCCAGUCUAACGAACAGGAUGAGGAUUCAAAACAGCAGGGAAAGGCCGGAAAUAUUGGUGGACCUGGUGCAGCAAAACCAGCUGGUCGUGGCAUAGGACCGCCCAUAGUCGGACCUCCUGGACCUGCCCCUGGUUUGCAAGGAGCAGUACGUGGUAUUGGUGGUCCUGGUAUGGGAAUGAUGCAGCCCCAACCAAUGCCUGGUGCACCGCCCUUCGUUGUUCCACAAGUUUUCCCACCGCGAGGACCAAUGUAUCAUUAAUUUCCCGAAAUUUUAUUCUCCGUGUUGUUUUUCACUUUUUUUUACAUAUGUUUUUCAUGUGGUUCC
Messenger RNA from Loa loa (African eye worm), 822 nucleotides. RefSeq lists its product as hypothetical. Gene Ontology annotation, biological process: mRNA splicing, via spliceosome. Lineage: Eukaryota; Metazoa; Nematoda; Chromadorea; Rhabditida; Onchocercidae. Gene Ontology annotation, cellular component: U4/U6 x U5 tri-snRNP complex; U4 snRNP; U1 snRNP. The record is from RefSeq and is a predicted model, not a curated record. The transcript has 5 exons. Bases 250 to 756 code for a protein of 168 amino acids. Gene Ontology annotation, molecular function: RNA binding.